AUGCCCGUCCUCGAUUUCCCGGCAAUAAUCUACGUGAUGGGCACGUCGGGAAGCGGAAAAAGCACGAUUGGAGAGGCGUUGGCGAAGAAAUUGCCCAUUGGAUACGCGUUCAUCGACGGGGAUCACUUCCAUCCACCCGAAAACCGAGAAAAAAUGGCCAAAGGAAUUCCCCUCAAUGACGCUGACCGUCUACCGUGGCUUUGUGCCAUCCAUGAUCACGCACAGGCACAUAAAAAACUUGUUGUCGCUUGCUCGGCGCUGAAGUCGACUUAUCGAGCGAUUUUGAGGGAGAAUCUUGACGCGUUUUUUGUCUUCUUGAAAGUGGAUAGAGAGAUUUUGAAGCAACGCAUGGAGAGCCGCGUUGGACAUUUCAUCUCACCCACCCUCCUCGACUCGCAAUUGGCAACCCUUGAGCAUCCGAAAGAUGAGCCGAAUUUUCUCAUCGUUCAGAACAAUGGAGAGCUGGCGGUGGAUCGGCUGGUUGAGGAGAUUAUUGAAAGGAUUGACGAAAGGGGAAAUGAA
Messenger RNA from Mesorhabditis belari, 522 nucleotides. NCBI's taxonomy places the organism in Eukaryota, Metazoa, Nematoda, Chromadorea, Rhabditida, Rhabditidae. The record is from the annotation of a GenBank genome assembly.